AUGAAGAGGCCCUUGAUUGUAUUAUUAUUACUUUGUUAUGGAUAUAAGAUAGUGAAGUCUGAAGAGAAUUCCUCAGUUGACUGUACUUUGUUUAAAGUUAGAACAGAAGAUACCUCUGAAGAUUGUGGAUAUAAAGACAAUGACACCUCUAAAUAUAGUUAUGAACUGAAAGGUUUAUUCAAAAAUCAACCACUUUAUACUUUUAAUACUGGAGUGAAGCUUGUGGCACUUCUGUAUAACGACGAAUUUGUAUGGAAACAUACAAGUGCCCAUGAUUCAUCUAAAUUUCCCACCGAACUGGAAAUAGAUCCAUAUAACAAGACUCUGUGGGUUAAAUAUGGAGGAAUGGACUUUGUAACUUUUAAGUUCGAGAAUAACAAAUGGAAACAUUCCCAAGAUCUUUCGUACGGUGAUUGUAAAAGGGUCACAAUACCAGAUUACAGUGAUCCUUCAGCAGCCAAUGCUGGAGAAGCAGAAGCCGGAAAAGAUGCUACUGAAGCUGGGGGAGCUCGAUCAUUGGAGGGCACAUCAGGAGAGUCGACGAAGGAAGAGAAAGGAGAACAUCAGCUUGAAUUUUUGGAAAGAUCAAAAGUUACUGUUCACACAUUAGAUAACGAUGGCAAUAGCCACGAAAUCGACACGACUCAAUAUACAGUGACUGAAGAAACUGGUUUCCUUCAGGUAGACUUUUCGGAUACAGCCAAGUUACACAAAGUAGACUACGAUGGUGUGACAGUUUGGACGGAUUCAACAUACCCGUGCAAUGGAUUCCCGAAGAGGCUAUACUUAAAUUUAAAAGAUAACUUGUUAUGGGUACAAUCAGACGUUAAAAUGCACACAUUCCAGAGAUUCAAGAAUGGAUGGGAAGUAGUUGAAUCCGAGAGUGAAUGCCAGGUAUUAAAGGAAUCAGCUAAAGAAGCUGCCACUGAAGUGGUAGCAGAUGCAUCCCCUGAAGCCAGUGCAGAAGCACCAUCAGUACCAGCUGAAGGUGGAGAGUCAGCCGGAGACGUUUUACUCAGUAACCUGUACCCUUCAGACCAUACUGGAGCACACUACAGUGGCCUUAGAGGCUCAGAACUCGAUGAAGAAGUAGAAGUUAAAGAACAUGAAUCUAAGGAAGGUGAAACUAAAGAAGGUGAAUCUGGCUCAUCAACCGAAGAAGCAGCUGCAGUUAAGGCUGAAGAAGCAGAUGCAUCAGGUUCACAUCUAGCAAGUGAAGCUAGCACCGAUGCUGAUGCUAAUGAAGCUAAAGAAGGUCAAGCAGCUAAAGAAGGUGAGGAAGGUUCGACAGCCUCCGCUGAUGCAGGUUUGGCAUCUGAGGAUAGUAAGUCAUCCUCAGAUGAUGUAUUACUAGGUAACCUAUACCCCUCUGAACAUACUGGAGCACAUUACAGUGGCCUUAGAGGCUCAGAACUCGAUGAAGAAGUAGAAGCUAAAGAACAUGAAACUAAGGAAGGUGAACCGGCAUCAGAACAAAAGACUGAUAAACUCAAUCCGCUAGGUGGACGUUACAAGAUGCUGGGAACUAAGGCAGAUGGAGCAGAGGGAGAGUUGGGAGAUGACGACUUUGAAGUUGAGGGAGACGAUGACCACCUGAAAGUAACGCUCAAGGCAGAGGUUAAAAUGAAGGAGCUUCAGUUUAAACGAACAGACCUGGACAAUUUUGAAAAACAAUGGGAACGCGACCAGGAAAAACACGGAGAUGCAUAUCCGAAAGUGUUGGAUUUUGGAGUAACGAAAUCGCUAGUUACUGUGGAGUUUGGACCCAGGUGGUUCUACAAGUAUAAUAACGGAGGCAUGAGCCCAGAACUUGAAGUAUUUAAAGCGCCACUGGACGCAUCAAAGAAGCCAGCGUUGAAGCUGUUUAGACUGGUUGAAGAUAAUAAUGCUGAAAAGGAGAUGGAAGAAGCCGAUUAUCACCUGGUGUGGUACUUUGACUCAGCCAAUGGACAAUUCCACAGAUUUGAGUUCGACGAGGGAACUAAGAUGGUUAAACUAGAGUACAACAAUGAGGAGUUGUGGAAGCACGACUCAGCAGCAAGUGCAGGCAAAUACCCGAAGUACGUGGCAGUCAACGCAGUCCGCAAAGAUCUGAGGGUGUUCGUGGAAGAUGGAGUGAAGUUUGAUUUCGAGUUUGACAGCGUAAAUAACAAGUACAAAACGGAAGCAGAUAAAGAAGGUGAUUUACUAUUCAGUAACCUAUACCCGUCUGACCAUGCCGGAUCAGUCUACUGUGGUCUUAGAGUUACUGAAUGGGAUGAAGAAGUAAAAGCCAAGGAACCUGUAGCUGGCUCAUCAACAGAAGAGGCAUCUGAAGCUAGCACUGAUGCUGAUACAGAAAAGGCAGAACCAGCUAAAGAAGAUGCAGACAAAGCGGCAGCUAAGAAGUUGGAGCACAACGGAAAGCACCUGAAGGUGUUCACACUAGCAGACGAUGAAGUCUCAUUGGAAGAAGACAAGGAGGGCAAGUUUGACGUGGUGGUGGAGGACAACAAGCUAGUAGUAGGAAAGUUUAACGCAGGAGCCAAGUGCGUUAAGCUGGAAUACGACGGCAAGGAAGUGUGGAAGCACGAAGAAGCAAAGCACGGAACGAAGCACCCAUCAGAAGUCAGAUUCAACACAGAUAACCUGGAAGUGGUGGUGGCGUUCGAGGAAGACAAGUCAAAGUUCACAUUUAAGCACGACUCGAAGUCGAACGCACACGUGUUGGCACACUCAUUUUUGCCACUAGAUGUAUCUGAGAGACCUGAUAAAGUCAAGUUCUACAAAGACGCAGCUGCUGCCCAGGAAAUAGGAAAUGCUGAUUUAAGCUUAUCGAAGGAAAGUGACGGGCAAAAGGAGUUCAUGGUACACAGAUUCAAUAACGGAGCUAAGUGCCACUUGGUUAAGUACGAAGGUAAAGAUGUGUGGGAGUACGAUGAAGAAUAUGCCGAUAACUUUCCAGCAUCAGUGCACUACAAUACUGAUGAUCACGAGCUCAGAGUGUUUGUUAGGCACAACUGGUACUACUUCUAUAAAUUCGACACCACUAAAAAUGAACAUGACGUGUACAGGGAGAAGGAACCGGCAGAUUAUGCAUCAAAGGAAUAA
Theileria orientalis strain Shintoku is the source of this 3090-nucleotide messenger RNA. RefSeq lists its product as hypothetical. Lineage: Eukaryota; Apicomplexa; Aconoidasida; Piroplasmida; Theileriidae. The coding region runs from base 1 to 3090 and encodes 1029 amino acids. The transcript has 2 exons. The record is from RefSeq and is a predicted model, not a curated record.